Messenger RNA from Papilio polytes (common Mormon), 1868 nucleotides. It is a transcript of the gene sgl, whose product is annotated as UDP-glucose 6-dehydrogenase. The transcript has 2 exons. Gene Ontology annotation, biological process: glycosaminoglycan biosynthetic process. The record is from RefSeq and is a predicted model, not a curated record. NCBI's taxonomy places the organism in Eukaryota, Metazoa, Arthropoda, Insecta, Lepidoptera, Papilionidae. The coding region runs from base 300 to 1739 and encodes 479 amino acids. Gene Ontology annotation, molecular function: NAD binding; UDP-glucose 6-dehydrogenase activity. Gene Ontology annotation, cellular component: cytosol; nucleus.
GACAUUUGAGGAAAUGUUGCUUGCUUGCAUGUCGGGCGAGUUGAGUGGUCGCGGUGAAAUAAAAUGAUUGUGUAGUCGCCAAGUCCGUUAAUUGGCUCGAGACUCUAGUCUGCGCUGGCCAGCACACAAUCUCCGGAACGCGACCCUAAAACAAGUUAUUUUACACAAGAAAAACUCAACAAAGUGUUAAUGAAUAAUUAAACAGCCUUCAAAAAGUACAAACGUGUGUACAAAGGCUUAAUAAAAUAUUUAAACAUUAUCUUUCCUGUUUAAAAGUAAUUAUAAAUUAAACAUUCGAGAUGGUGAUUGAGAAAAUUUGCUGUCUCGGUGCUGGCUACGUGGGAGGGCCGACAUGCAGUGUUAUAGCAUUGAAAUGCCCAAACAUAAAGGUAACCGUCUGCGACAAGAGUAUGGAACGCAUCAACCAGUGGAAUUCUGAUAAAUUACCUAUCUACGAGCCUGGAUUAGACGAUGUCGUCAAACAAUGUCGAGGUAAAAAUUUAUUUUUCUCCACGGAUAUCGCGAAAAGUAUUCAAGAAGCUGAUUUAAUUUUCAUCUCUGUUAAUACUCCGACAAAAACCUUCGGCAAUGGUAAAGGGAGAGCCGCAGACUUGAAGUACAUCGAAGGUGCUGCGAGAAUGAUAGCAGAUUUGGCCACCAGUAACAAAAUUGUGGUAGAAAAGAGCACCGUUCCAGUCAAAGCAGCUGAAAUUAUAAUGAAAAUACUCCGUGCAAAUACCAAACCUGGAGUAGAGUAUCAAAUUUUGUCUAAUCCUGAAUUCUUAGCUGAAGGUACAGCUAUAGUAGACCUUGUUGAAGCUGAUAGGGUGCUUAUAGGUGGAGAGGAUACACCUGAAGGUCAGAAAGCUGUUCAAGAACUUUGCUGGGUGUACGAACACUGGAUUCCAGCUAAAAACAUCUUAACAACUAACACUUGGAGUUCCGAGCUAUCUAAGCUUGCAGCAAACGCUUUCCUUGCACAAAGAAUAUCUAGUAUUAACUCAUUAUCAGCAGUAUGCGAGGCUACAGGUGCUGAUGUGUCCGAAGUUGCUCGAGCAGUAGGUAGAGAUUCCCGUAUCGGUCCUAAAUUCUUAGAAGCCUCUAUCGGUUUCGGAGGCAGCUGUUUCCAGAAAGACAUAUUGAAUUUAAUAUAUCUCUGUGAAUGUUUGAAUUUACCUGAAGUUGCAGCGUAUUGGCAGCAGGUUGUUAGUUUAAACGACUACCAGAAGACGAGGUUCACUCGUAAAGUUAUAGAAUCUUUAUUCAACACAGUUACGGACAAGAAGAUCGCUAUACUGGGUUUCUCUUUUAAGAAGAAUACUGGUGAUACUCGGGAGUCACCAGCUAUCUAUGUUUGUAAGACCUUACUAGAUGAAGGAGCAAAACUACAUAUAUAUGACCCGAAAGUAGAGACUGAUCAAAUUUACUAUGAGUUAACAACACCUUAUGUAACAAAUGAGCCAGAGAUUGUCCGUAAAAACAUAGAAAUACACAAUACUGCUUAUUCCGCAGUAGCCGGAGCUCAUGCUUUAGUACUCUGCACUGAAUGGGAUGAAUUUAAAGUCUUAGAUUACAAAAAGAUAUAUGAAGUGAUGAUGAAGCCAGCAUAUAUUUUCGAUGGAAGGAAGAUCUUAGACCAUGAGCAGCUGAUAAACAUUGGUUUCCAUGUCCAGACUAUAGGGAAGCGGUUAUCGAGAACUGGAAGCAUCAGAGCACAAGGAAGCCAGACUUUGCCGUAAAAUGUAAAAAAGGCGAAGAAAGAGGAACAAUUUAGCUGUAAGGAUAUUAGGAGCCUUUGAUUAAACUAUCGCACGACUCUGCGAUUGUUUCGCAGCCAAUUCAACUGUUUUCCCACAACUAAAAGUCGA